GGCUGCCUUCACAUAAAUCCUCUUUUGCUUUUUCAUUUCCCACCAAAACGAGAGGAGGAGAAACCAAAAAGAAAUAAACCAAAAAGAUCCAUGAAUUUACCAUAAUACCUUCCUCAGCUGCUCGAGACUUCGCUCUAGCUGAAGAUUCCUGCUCACCAGUUCAACAGGAAUAUCCCUUUCUGAAGAAAUCUGAAGCUAAGUUCACAGCAUGGACAUCAUCUCUCAGCUGCAAGAACAAGUCAACACAGUUGCAGCUCUUGCCUUCAAUACCUUUGGAACGCUACAAAGAGAUGCCCCGCCAGUUCGACUUUCUGCAAAUUAUCCUGAACCAGCUGCUAAAUCCUCAGAGGAUGCAAUCAAUGUAGCAGAGCAACCCAAGGCCAUGAGUGCUGCUCUCGUUCAAGCUGCAAAGCAGUUUGAUGUGCUUGUCACGGCACUGCCAUUGGCAGAGGGAGGUGAGGAGGAACAAUUGAAAAGGAUUGCAGAACUCGAGGCGGAAAAUGAAGCAGUAGGACAAGAGCUUCAGAAGCAAUUGGAGUAUGCAGAACAGGAAUUAAAGCAGGUCCAGGAGCUGUUUAACCAAGCGGCAGACAACUGUUUGAACUUGAAGAAACCUGACUGAUUAUUGACAUGUACGGUGGGCGUGAUUUCAGAAUUUUAUCAGUGUUCAGACUCCACGGUAAUCUCUAGAAUGAUGUGAUUCUUGCUUCUUUCUUGUUAUUCUCUUCUUCUUUUUUCUCCCUAAUGUUCUUGUGAAGAUUGACAUGGUGUUGUAUACUUUGGAAAUGGCAUUUCGAAUUGUCUU
Messenger RNA from Magnolia sinica, 805 nucleotides. RefSeq names its product mediator of RNA polymerase II transcription subunit 21. Gene Ontology annotation, molecular function: transcription coregulator activity. Gene Ontology annotation, cellular component: mediator complex. Gene Ontology annotation, biological process: regulation of transcription by RNA polymerase II. NCBI's taxonomy places the organism in Eukaryota, Viridiplantae, Streptophyta, Magnoliopsida, Magnoliales, Magnoliaceae. The transcript is spliced from 5 exons. The record is from RefSeq and is a predicted model, not a curated record. The coding region runs from base 209 to 622 and encodes 137 amino acids.